UUCCGUUUUUCCCCUUGAAGAGGGGAGCGUGUCCGUGGCGGGGAUUGCCUUGUCAUUACAGCGGAGAGAAACGCGUGGUCAGCAGCAGCAGCGGCAGCAGCAGCAGCUCCACUUCACUGCAGAAACUGGUACAUGGUGGUGUGUAGAGCUGGACCUGAAGCCAGACAUGGACACUGAGAUGAGUGGUGAGCUUGUACAGACUCCACUGCAAGAGGAGAUUGCAAUGGAAAAAGAGGUGGCGUCAAAGCUGGAGACACAAGAGGAAGCCGCAGAGCCUGAGAAGCCACCAGCUGCUGCUGAAGAGGCUGACCAGUUUGCAGUGAAUGGCCACACAGAAACACAAGAGUUGGUUGUGACACAAACCGUGAUGGUGUCUGAGGAAAAUAUGGAAACAAAGACCGAGGCCUUGCCCGAAGAUAAAUCCGAAAUGGAGACGGGGUCUGAUGCAGUGGCACCACCAGAACCAGAUGAGUCAUCUGAAAAGCUCUCUGACUCAGAUGCAGCUUUGGGCAAAGAACCAGAAAGCGCCCAGCCUGUGCCAGAGAACAAACCAGAACCUGUGGCUAUGCAAACGCCUCUGGCAGACAGCGCUCCUGUACCAGAGCCAGACAAGCCGGCAGAAACAGUUCCAGAAGCUGCACAAUCAGAUGGAACAUUACCUGAACCAGCCACGCUGCAGCAGCCAGCAGAUACACAAGCACUCAGUCAAGAAGAGAACCUGACUGGACAGGAGGAGGCCAUGGAGAAACUGAAGAUUGAUACUGAGGCAGAAGAAGACCGAAAGAUGACAGAGACUGUCACAGUAGAGCCAGCCAAGAAAGAGGAAGAAAAACAAACAGAAGCUGGAAUGUCAAAGGAGGAGACAUCGGAGAAAGAGGCUGAAGUUGUAAAACCUGCAGAAGAUGUGAAAGAAGUUAAACCUGAAGCAUCUGAUGCUGAAGCAGGGGCUGAGGGUGUUAAACCUGAGCAGAAUGAGCCUGAAUCUAAAAAGGAAGAAGUAGUUGUCCCUUCACCUGGCUCCUUGUCUUUUGCCCUCCUGGAACACAGUCUCACUAAAGAAACCCUGCGAACCUCUGCCACUCUCAUCAUCCUCAGAGGCCUCCCUGGAAGUGGAAAAAGCCACUUGGCCCGUGCCAUAGGGGACGCCUAUAAAGACCACUGCACUGUCAUUUGUGCCGACGACCACGGUGUGAAGCCAGAGAACCCAGAAUCCUCCGCUGACGGGUACAAGGCUCUGGACGAGGCUGUGCUGGCCUGCUGCAGCGGCAGCAUGCCUUCUUCUGUGCUCAUCGUGGUGGAUGACACCAACCACACCCAGGAUCGACUGGCCCGGCUGGCGGAGAUCGCCCUGGAGCACCAUCGUGUUCCUGUCUUCCUGGAGCCACGUACCGAGUGGAGCAGAGAUGCAGCACAGCUCAGUAAGAAGUCCAGACGUGGACUGGAGGAAGCCCAGAUCAAUGCCAUGAAGGGCCCCCUGGAGGAGAUGACCCUCCCUCUUUAUUUCGGCUGGUUUCUUGUCUCUGCUGUCCAGGACAAUGUCAGGUGCACAGCCAUGGACUUUCUGAAAACACUGGACACCUUGGAGGUCUUCAAGAAGCACCUCAAUGAGUUCACUGGGAAAGCUGAGAAGGAGGUGGAUCUGGAGCAGUACUUUAAAGCCAAAGGAACUCUGCAUUGCACCACAAAAUUCUGCGACUAUGGGAAAGCAAAUGGUGCCAAAGAGUAUGCAGAGAAACAAGCUGUUACAGAUUUCUAUGGCUCAGCAUUUGAGCUGUCACUGAGUGCUCUGUUUGUCACCCCACGCACUGUCGGAGCCCGAGUGUCCCUCACAGAGGAGCAGCUUCUGUUGUGGCCGGACGAUGCUGAGAAGGAGGCGGAGUCAGUGGUCCCUGCAGCGGCGUCCCUGCCUCUGGGAAGCCGCGCCCACGUCACUCUGGGCUGCGCCGAGGGUGUCGAGGCGGUCCAGACGGGCUUCGACCUGCUUGAAAUCUUAGCCCUGCAGCAAGCCGGCCAACAGGGGGAGGUGGCAGAGGAGAUGGAGCUGGGCACGCUGGCCUAUUUUGGCGAGGGAAGGUGGCUGCUUAGUCUCAGAGAGCCCAUGCGCAUCCCAGCCUUCUUCUCCAGCUUCUACGGCCGCAAGGAAUCUGAGCCCACCAAAAAAGAACCAGAGAAGAAGAAGAAGCCAAAGUGCACCAUCCUGUAAAGGGCAAAUACAGAGGAUGACGGGCUAAUUCAGAUUAGGCUAACUACGUGGAAGGUUUGUGUGUUUGUGCAGUGUUUAGGGUUUCAUUUAUAACCACCCUAAAUCCACAAGCUGUGUGCCUUUUUUAUUAUUGAUUUGCACCACAACCUAAGAUGCCUUGGAUCCAGUUAGGCUUGUUCUUGUUACACAUGUCAGUGCCAGUGUUGCAAUAUCUGGAUAAGUUCUGAGGUGUUGUGAGCUGCAGUUUUUUUUUUUUUUAGACUUAGGUACCGUAGCCAACUCGCACAGCAGAUGUGUAAGACUUAGACUUCUCCUCCUCUACAUUACAACAUUUCUCAAUAUUCAGAUACUUCAUUGCAUGCAUCACAAGUUAACCGUUUCAACCUAGUAAUAUUACAACAUUUCUGACUUAACAGUAGCUCUGCCUCCUGGACAGAUUUCGUCUGGCGUCUCUUCAAGCUUAGUUACCUGUGAAAACAUUAGCUACUUCUGUGCAUUUGUGUUGCGCGUACGUUGCCUAGAAUUUAAUUGUAACAAUAUCAUAUGGGCCAAAGUUAUCUAUUUGAUUAAGUGUAUUAGAAUGAAUGUCAUUUAGAGUCCUUCCUCGUGAAGUCUUUGCACUGUGCAUUGUUUAAAAGGGAGAAUGAGGAUGAAUUUGGCAUUUGUUUCAACAGCUUGCACUUAUGAAAUGCUGUGAAUCCAAGAACAUGUUUUGCAAUUUUUUUGUACUUCGCAAGAUCGCACGGUUGAUCCUUUUAUCUGAACAGCACUUCACAUCUUGCAUUUGUAUCCUCUGUAACUGUAAUUUUGGAAGGGCAAGUUCUACUUUGUAGCUCUUAUGAAUCACUAUUUUUGCACUUGUUUUGUACACUUAAUAAAAAACAUGCUUUGCUCUAUGAA
Messenger RNA from Sphaeramia orbicularis (orbiculate cardinalfish), 3103 nucleotides. It is a transcript of the gene cnp, whose product is annotated as 2'',3''-cyclic nucleotide 3'' phosphodiesterase. Lineage: Eukaryota; Metazoa; Chordata; Actinopteri; Kurtiformes; Apogonidae. Gene Ontology annotation, molecular function: 2',3'-cyclic-nucleotide 3'-phosphodiesterase activity. Gene Ontology annotation, cellular component: membrane; cytoplasm. The transcript is spliced from 4 exons. Gene Ontology annotation, biological process: cyclic nucleotide catabolic process. The coding region runs from base 167 to 2203 and encodes 678 amino acids. The record is from RefSeq and is a predicted model, not a curated record.